UUUGGUUAAAUACAAAGGUUUUCCCUUAUUUCGCCUCUUUGAACUUUCAACAGCAGAUCAGGGUUUCCAGAAAGGAAAGGAAAAAGGCAUUAAAGUAUGAAAGCAGCAUUUUUCUUCGGCUUUGUGAUAUGCAUCUUUGCGAAUGCUUUUGCAAUAGAUGAAAAACUUCAAGCCAUAGUUAAUGAUUACAUAGAUGACUUUAUUGAGAAAGCUACAAAUGGAUCUGGAGGCUUCAUUGACCCUCUUCCAUUAGAUGAAGUAGCGAAAAGCUUCGAAAGGGAAGUCGGUCGUGUGAAGGUGAAGGGUGAAGCAAAGCUGUAUGAUGGUAAAAUAUACGGUCUUUCCUCUUUGCAAAGAAAAGGUAAUGCAGUUGCAAUUGAUUUAGAUGACUUUCUCAUCAUCUCAACUCAAUUAACAUUCAAGAAAAUCCACGCAUUCUACAGAGGUGCUAUGCUAUUGAACAACAAAGGACCUCGAAUAACACUAGACGCAAAAAUAGGAAAAUCCAAAGUUACCAUGUUCCUCACAGUGCCAGCAGAAGGCGGACCAGCUAGCUUAAUGUCUUUUAACAUAAACAAACUGCAAGAUAUUCGAGUGAGCGUUUGGGGUCUCGGAGCUAUGGGAUGGACUGCAAGUAUUAUCAGCACCCUGGCACUCAACGCAUUAGAGCAACCUGUAGCCAAAGCUGCAUCAAUCAAAAUUUUUGAAUACUUCAGUAAGGAACUCGAAAAGGUUCCAUUUCCAGGAUCCAAGUCUGAAUAAGUCUUAUAAAUUUCUCAGAAAGCUGUUUUCCAAAUAAACUUUCUUACAAGUCUGUUUAUUUCAUUUUAUGGUGUAAUUUUGUGCAGUGUUUUUAUGCUUAGAUUUCAAAAUUUUGUGCAGUGAUUGAUUGCCUUUACACAUAGAUGUCAUGUCCAUAUCUUUGUAUACCAAAAGAUCUAAUUAAAUUUUAUUUUUGCACUUA
Molecule: messenger RNA, 964 nt
Organism: Stegodyphus dumicola
Lineage: Eukaryota; Metazoa; Arthropoda; Arachnida; Araneae; Eresidae
Product: mite allergen Lep d 7-like
Source: RefSeq, a predicted model, not a curated record